Molecule: messenger RNA, 2319 nt
Organism: Rhopilema esculentum
Lineage: Eukaryota; Metazoa; Cnidaria; Scyphozoa; Rhizostomeae; Rhizostomatidae
Product: cytoplasmic dynein 2 intermediate chain 2
Biological process (GO): intraciliary transport
Cellular component (GO): cytoplasmic dynein complex; ciliary plasm
Molecular function (GO): dynein light chain binding; dynein heavy chain binding
Source: RefSeq, a predicted model, not a curated record
CCUCGCUAAACCGCACAAUACCUGCUAGUUUACAUGCAGUUGUUAUGGCGGCAAAAAAAAUUCCCAUUCUGCAGCAUGAGCUGAAAUGAAGCCAGGAUAUCUCUCAAAGUCAAGUAUUACACUCCAAGCAUCAGUAUGUUCAGUGAUGAAACCCAUGAUGUAAUAUCACUUCCAUCUUCAUGGAAAGUAGAGAGAUCACUAAAUGAUGCAUCCUGCCAAACAAAAGAUAUCACAUUCAGCAUUGCUUCCACCCAGAGUUCUUAUAAGAACGAAAUUGAGAUCCAAACAGAAACAGAUGAGGAUGAGUCAUUGACCAAAUCCAAGCAGCUAGAUGUCAAUACACAGGCUCUGUCAAAUUUCCUUUUGAGGGUUUAUCCUGACAUUUGUGAGCAGCUUAUUGCAAAUGAAAAGAGUCAUGCAUUUGAUGGGUAUGACGUUAAUUGGGAAGAUGAAACAGAUACAAUUUCAUGUUUGUACAAAUUAUCUCAUAAAGCUGCAAGUGAGGAUCUGGAAGUAACAAGCGUGUCAUGGAACAGUAGAGGGUCUGUAAUUGCUGCAGCAUAUGGCAGGCAUGAUCAUGAGAGUUGGUGCACUCAUAAGUCACUGCUUUGCACCUGGAACAUUGACAUGAGAAAUAUUGACACUGAGAAAGGAGACAAAGCAUUAGAAGUUGAUGGAUGUUUGAUGAGCAUUGCAUUUCAUCCUACCAACCCUCCGUUGAUUGCAGGCGGCACCUUCAACGGAGAAGUUGUGGUCUGGGACUUGAGUCAAGAUGACGAUAACGCUCUUGUGGCUUCUUCGCGACAGAUUGAAUUGCACCAAGAACCUGUUACAAAGGUGACGUGGAUGAAAGCAAAAGGACGACUAAAAAGUUGGACAUAUGAGGAUUUGGAUAAUAUUUUGAUGACAGGCCCAGGCCAGGGCUUCGAUAGUUUGGCUCAGCAGAGAAGUAGUAACCCUGUAUACGGUAUCAUGAGCAUCAGUUCCGAUGGGAAAGCAUUUCUCUGGCGAUACGACCAAUAUGGCAAGAAACUAAAGCUUGAACGAGGAUUUCUGGUUCUGGCUGAAAAGAUCCCAAAGAGUUUGGUGCCCUCAAAAAUCCGAAGUGACGCAGAAAUGGGAGUCACCUGCAUGUCAUUUGCCAAAGACGAUCCGGACAUUUUUGUUAUCGGGUCAGAAGGAGGAGGCCUUUUCAAAUGCUAUUUGGACUCCGAGGAUGUUACAUCCAAAGGGACUGCUGGCACACGUGUCUACCUUCGUUCGCCAGUGACACUUGCAUAUGCACCACAUAUAGGACCAGUUUACAGCGUGGAUUGUUCUCCUUUUCAUCGUAACGUUUUCAUUUCGUGCAGCAUGGAUACAACUGUAAACAUCUUCAGUAUGCUACAGAUAAAACCUUUGUACACAAUCGAGCCUGGAGCUGGAUAUUUACUGCACGCGCAGUGGUCACAAUCAAGGCCUCUUGUGUUCUUUCUCACGACAGAAAAUGGCAAAUUACUUAUUUACGACUUAAAGGUCAGCCAGAUAAAACCAACGAAUGUGAUCGAUGUCUCCUCGACAAAAAAAGCUGUUUAUGCAAUUGAUCUGAACCCACAACGGUCAAAAUUGAUUGCCACUGGCGAUGCUGACGGCUGUGUUUCCGUUUGGUCAUUAAACGAUGAUCUUGUUACUUUCGACCAAAAGGAGGUUUCAUCUUUGGAUGGCAUGGUCUCUGCAAUGCUAGAAUAAAUCUUAGAACGAUAUGCACAUUGGUUUAAUUCAAUUAUUUAUAUCUCAUUUCAUCCAAAACCAUGUUGUUAUAUAUAGGUAGAGUUCAGAAAACGUCCCAACCUUUCUCCAGAUAAAAUCCCCCCUUUUUGGCUUUUCGCAAAUUUUGCUAGUAUCGUUUGAAUAGAUGUUUCUAACUAAUGGAAUUUAAAUCAAACCAUCUAUGGUCUGGUCCUCACGCUUUCUCAGGAAAAAAUAGAAAUUCAAACACAACGGUAAUUUUCUCUCAAUUUAUUUACUCUUAUCAAGUUAUGCAUUUGCCUUGUCAAGUAUCAUUAAUGUUUUCUGGAUUCUCUCUGUAGGUCUCGUAACAUACCUCCUUAAAUGUAAAUUCUUUACGAUUUUUUCGUUUCUCUAUUCUUUGUUGCCUAUAAAGCAUUAUUUCAUUAAUUCUUGUACAAUUACUGAAUAUAAUAUAAUUAUAUUGGCGUUAUGUUGUUACAGUGCAGAGCGAUAUAAAAUAGGUUUUUGAGAACAAGCAGCAACUUAUAUAGAGAAAUUCUGUGUAUAUCUUUAGCUUGCUGGAGAUUAAAGUAUGUUCAAGAUUCUGAA